Messenger RNA from Lytechinus pictus (painted urchin), 6107 nucleotides. Its product is annotated as mitochondrial import inner membrane translocase subunit TIM50-like. Bases 336 to 1520 code for a protein of 394 amino acids. Gene Ontology annotation, biological process: protein import into mitochondrial matrix. The record is from RefSeq and is a predicted model, not a curated record. The transcript has 9 exons. NCBI's taxonomy places the organism in Eukaryota, Metazoa, Echinodermata, Echinoidea, Temnopleuroida, Toxopneustidae. Gene Ontology annotation, cellular component: TIM23 mitochondrial import inner membrane translocase complex.
CUCUCUCUCCGCCUUACUUACUGGUCACAAGAAUAUCAAUAUGUGGGACCGAACAAAAUGUGAAAUUGGUAUGGCAACUUGGAAGAUCCGAUGGGACCAAUACUACUUACCGUAGAUUGAAAUCAUAACAUGAUUGUGAUAUAUUUAAGAAUCCAUAUUAUGUUCCUAUUCGAUUGGUAGAAAUAUAAAUUAUUUAGAUCUAGAUCUUGUACUUGCCUUUUCAGAAGUUAUCAGCUGACAGCGUCGACAUCGGCCGCAUCGCGCAUAAAUUUUGGUUACACAAGAUCGCUUUGUCAUGUCGCCCUCUUAUGUUGAGUUAAUAUGAAGUUGACAAAAUGGCAGCGCUCAGUGGAACGUGCGUGAGGCAAUGGUUACGAUUUUUGGGUACGAAUGCAGCAAGAACAAGGACUGCGGAUCAUAGCACUAACUGUAGAACUUUACCGUCUUCAAAUAAUCAUGCCAGGCUAUUAGUUCGCCCAUUAUCAGUGACUACAUUGCUCAGAAAUGAGGAAAAACAGCCUAAUCAGCCGACGGAAAGUGCGAUGCCAUUGGUGGCAAUGCUCCGCGAGGCCGAGGAGAAGGCGAAACGAGAAACAGAGGAUGACCGGAAGAAGAAGGAGGAGCGAAAAAAGAGAACGGCACGCAUCCAGAAGUGGGCAAUGCGCAUCACGGGGGGAAUGCUUGUUGGAGCAUCAUUAUUGACUGUUUAUGAAUUAGGCCAACCUCAGCUAGAUGACCAUGGAAAAGUGAUUGUUGGUGAGUUUGAGAAUGAUUUCAUCGUCUUGGCCUAUUUGAAGAGGGCAUUUAAAGAAAUGAACACCUACAAAACAAUGAUUGCAGAACCAUCAGCAGAGAAACUCCUUCCAGAUCCUCUUGUAGAACCAUAUUACCAGCCACCAUACACUCUCGUUCUAGAGAUGAAAGAUGUCCUAGUUCAUCCAGAAUGGACGUAUGCAAAUGGUUGGAGAUUUAAGAAGAGACCUGGAGUAGAAUACUUCCUACAGCAAGCCGGCCCACCAUUAUUUGAAAUUGUCAUCUACACCUCAGAACAAGGAUUUACUGCAUUUCCCAUCCUGGAUUCCUUAGAUCCUAAGGGUUGUAUCAUGUAUAGACUAUUCAGAGAUGCAACCAAGUAUGUCAACGGUCAUCAUGUCAAGGAUUUGUCAAGUUUGAAUCGUGAUCUUUCCAAGGUAAUCAUCGUUGAUUGCAAUGCUAGGUCAUAUCAGCUACAACCCAAGAAUGCUCUUGGUCUCAAGAAAUGGGAAGGCAAUGAUGAUGACAGGACUCUCUUUGAAUUAGCUGCUUUCCUUAGAACCAUUGCUGCUAGUAAUGUUGAAGAUGUCAGGACAGUACUGGAAUUCUACCAACAGUUUGAUGACCCAAUGGAAGCUUUCAGGAUUAACCAGGCUAGAUUACAGAGAGAGCAAGAGGAAGAGGCAAAGAGACUAGCAGAAGCCAAAGAGAAAGGUGGUACAUCACUAGUAGGAGGCUUGACCAAGGGAUUGAUUGGAAGAAGAUGAAACUCCUUGUGUAAACAAAUCCGUCUUGUCAUCACCUUAUUCAUUCAAACUUUGCCUGUCUACUAUCUCAGAUGUAUGUUUGUCAAGGAGAAACCAGUUUUUACCUCCAUAUGCAGCAAUUGUAUUUUCCUUUUGCACUUUCCGAUUGGACCGGGGAAGACUCGCGUAUAAGACACUACUGAAGAGUCGAAUUUGGGGCUGUUCAGGUUUUGAAGAAAUUUGUUUCUAUGUUGGAGAAUGAGUACCUAUCUGGCUCUUGGUCGAUUGAUAUCAAAGUCUUGCUGCACUUUAUUCAAAUUGAUCUCAACUAUGGAAAGCCAGUGACACCAUAAUUUGUCAUCUAGAAUGGAAUUCGAGUGACCCGCUAUUUAAAAAAAAUAUAGAUUUUGAUCAAUACUUAAAUAUUCCAAAAUUUUUGGCAUGAAAUGUUUAAUUCAAGACAGCAUCAGUUCCUGUGCAUGUGCGUGCAUCAGAUGUGCAUUCAGUCAUAUUACACUGUAAUUGCAUUGUCUGUGUUGAUCUGUUUGUUCAUCUAGCUGGUUCUUGUUUUUCCUGCAAUUAAUUUUCACAGAAGAUGAAAAUGAAUGUAUAUUUCAUGCUGCACUUCCCUUGUGUCAAUAGGGUGAAUUAUCUGCACGGAUUCAUGAAUGGUGGCAAUAAUUGAAAAUUGAAUUAGCAUGAUUAGUGAUAAUUCUCUUAUUCAGAGUUUGCUGUGAUGAAUGCCAGGUAAAAAAGCUUGCUGGCAAAAUGUUGAAUUGCAUGAAGUGUCCAAGCAUAGUUCACUCAUUUGACAUUGAUUCAACCAGUUAUGCUCUAUUUUGCUUAUAAGAGGGCAAAAUCAUUCUAUAUGAUAGAUAGGUCAUCACUGGCAUUCCAUGGGUAAGAUUAAUGAAAUUCGUUGUGAAUCCUUGUAAAAGAAGGCCUUUGUUUGUUUGUCAUCAAUAACUAGCUUUGCAUACCAGUUGGUAAUAAUGUCCAUAUUUCCCAAAGCAUCUUCAAAUUCUAGUACUAUAUGUUUUUUUUUCUAUAUCUUCAUAUAUAUGUGUUUAAUGGGGGUCCAUCCUGACUUCCAAGUUGGUUUGAUAAAGGGGAAAAUGAGAGAUUUAAUGAAAAUCCACCACAGACUAUCAGAGUUAAGAACACAUGAGCAGCAGCACCCGCUGAAUGGAAUGCAAUAUCACGAUGAACCACAUAUAAAAAGUCAAUUCAUGAAAUUCAUAGAGCGGCUUGCAUGUGACAUUUCCCCAAAAAAGUCUUGGUGGACCUCCCCUCAAGACAAUUGUCAAUUGUGAGAUAAUUGAAUUUGAAUAUUGAAUCUGGUAGAAUUAACCAGUGCAUGUAGAAUGUGUAUGUAUGUACUGUAAAGGAAUAAAUCCCUGCGCCAAAAUUUUGGUCUCUUGGAUGUAAUUUAGAUAGUGAAUUGUUUCAUGCCAUUAAUAAUUAAAUAACAAUUCGCAAGAGAAUGUGAUGAUUUUAUAAUAGAUUUCAAACUAUCAAAAUAUCUUCAGAUUUUUGCAGUAAUGACAAUUUUUAAUGGUUGUUACUUAAAAGCUACGUUCACAUAUACACCUCUACGAUCACUGUACAAAAGAUUUUAUACCAUUUAUUGCUAUGUAUAAAAAUAGUUUGUAUGGUGUUUGUAAAGGUACAUGUAUUUGUGACUGUAGUACAAGUUUCAGGCCUUGGGAAUUGCUGGUUGGACAAAGUAGUAAUCUUGUAUUUCAUCUUAAUAAACCAGAAUAAAGUACUGAUUUUUUUCUCAAGUUUAUUAGCCAAUCAAAACCAAGGAUUUCUCUGAUGUCAGAGAAAGACAAUUUGUUAGUUUGUAGGGUCGAAUGAAAAUUCUAUGAAUUACUUGUUAAAAUAGGCAAACGUGGCCUGUCUUAUCCAGUAAGUAUUUUAUAUAUUGACACUAUACAUUUGUUAUAUAGGCUCAUUAUAACUGUUAUAUGGUUUGAUUCUUAAAACCACACUGGUCAUAUGGGGUUUAAUUUGUCUUUUUUUUAAAUACAAGAUUAGGCCGGUAGGUUGGUCAAUUUUAUCUUAUUGAAUAUUUUGAGUGCAUGACGGCUACAGAGCGCAUAGAAUAUUAUCAUAACACAAGUUUUACCAACAUUUUCGGAGCUUUUAAGGUAGAUACUUUAAAUUGGUGAGUUGAAGUCUACUUAAAUGACCCCUACAUUUUUGCUUGUGUAAUAUUUGUGUAUUUAUUUUCUAACCAUGAGCAAGGGCAAACUUAAAUUGUUGGGUCUGCUUCUGUAUAAAUGAAGUCCCACACUUUAUACCUGUAUUUUCUUAUUUAAAUGUGCACUUAUGAGCAAUGCUACAUUAACCUUUUUUUUUUUAAGAUAUACAUAAAAUAAAAUAAUGAUAGAAACUUGAGCACUCUUGCAGCUUUUUACAGUGAAAAACACCAAAUAAAAAUAAAAUUACAUAUGGAAAUUAAAUGUAAAACGAUGAUAAUUCAAAACGGUAUUCAGUUUUUUUUUUUUUAGUUUAAAUGACUACUUGCAAGACUUUCCUGAAUUCCUCUGAUUACAACAGGUAAAAAAAAAAGAUGGAUGUGCUGUUAAGGACUGGGCCAAAUAUACUGGUAUAUUAGACUCUUCAGUAUUGUCUGACACCUGGGGCCCAUAACGCAAAGCUUAACUAUUGAUCAUAUCACUGUCAAAAUCUGCCAUAUAAUCAAUCACAGAGUUUUAUGUAGCAGGUCCCAGUUGUCAGAUUUUACAUUUGACUUCAAACGAUAUUUUGAAGCAGAUAUAAUGGUUACCCAGUACUAGUGUCUGCUGUCUGCACAAUGCUACUAUUACACUUGCAUGAUAUUGGGCCACGACUAGUUCACGCAUCGAGUCGUGCCACGUCAUUCCAUGUUGUGAAGUGUGCGGGCCAGUGCGGACAAUGCUUGAAGUGUCAUGCCAAAAUUUUAGAAUUUCUAAAAUCUUGGCACGACAAAUUUCUGGGAUUAUUGGCGUGAACUAUUUGUAAACUGUGGUGCGCAACCUCGUGCCAUGGCACGCAUUUCAUAACUAGUUCACGACUAGUUUACGAGUAGUUUGUGACAAGUUAAACAAUAGUUUGCGCAUAGUUCACGCUCGCAUAAGAAUUGCCUCAAAGUCAUACGCAUGCGCAGUUUUGCUAUAUCAAACAGCAAUUCAUGAAGUUUGAUUUUAUGCUCCAAUGAAUGAUAAUGAAUUGAAUGACGUGACCAAUAGCAUGUACAGCAUCAACUUUGACAAAGAAAUGUAAGGGCCAUACACAAGCAAAAUAGUUACUAUUGUCCCCAGACAAUAUUGGGCCCAUCUGAUGCUCGAUAAGCACCUGGUAACAGUGCACGAACUAUUUGUAAAUAAUGCGUAAACUAGUCGGGACUAUGGCACGAAGCAAUGACCCAUUUCAUGCCUCACAUUGUCACAAACUGGCACGAUAAAAUCGUGCCAAUGCGGGAACCCAAAAUCGUGCAAGUGUAAUAGCAGCAUAAGUCAAUCUUCUUUUAAGAUAGUUGCCAAGGUUAAAGCAAUUUUUCUGGACUAGAUUUUGCAAAGCAUGUGUUAUUCAUAUCUAAAGUCAAGAAGAUAUCUGUGGUCCUAAAACAUGACUUCAGCAGGCUCACCUGUAUGUAAUUCAUAAUUAUAUUUUUCAUUUGGCAGUGGCUAUAACAAUCAUAUCAUAUACCUUUUGUAACACGAGUGAUAAGUGCAAAAUUUGUCAAAUUGCAGUUAGUAAGAAGCUCUUGCAUAUUGUAUCAAGGCUUUUAUUCAGCCUCUACCUACUUGAUAAAAAUGGUAUCAGUAUUUCAGUACACUAUUUCAUAUAGAGUGGUGCUCAAAACUUGGUGAACCCCACCCAAAAAUGAACAUAUUUAAAGUUGUUUAGAGUUCUGCCAGCAUUUAGAUUCCUCAUUUUGAAGUCAGGUGAUUAAAUAUUACAUUCAAUAAAGAUUGUUUCUCUGGACCCACCGAACAUUGCAGUGUUGUUGUUUACAUUCAACACUUGGCAUGGAAUAAUGCAUUUUUUGAAAUGGCUUACUAACUAUCGAGCACAACUGUAUGAUUAUAUAAGUAAUCGAGAUAGAGAGAGACUGAUACAAGAGACACUAGGUCAAGUACCAAACAUCAAUACAGUCAAACAUGCUUAUUAAAAUGAAACCUGUUGGGGUGUCUCACAAAGAUUUAAGUGUGACUUAAGUUGCACUUAAACCCUGACGCAUACACGAUAUGCAACGCGCAAUCUUAUUAAUAGUAAUACGCGGUAGUGCACAUUCUCUUGGCAUGAACUGACCAAUAUGGUCAUGCCUUUUAUAACGCACGCAAUUAGGCAUUUAAGUGCGACUCCAAGUCAUACUUAAAUCUUUGUGAAACACCCCUUGUAAAAUUAAAGAUUUUUCAUCUAUAAAGGCUGUAUGACCCGGUAGUAUAGUUCUAAUUUAGACAGCAAAGCUGCCAAUGAAGACCACCUGCCUAUAAGAACUACAUUUUGUUUCUUUGAGUAGUAUGUGCUAUGCUGAGUUUUCUGAACAUAUUCUUGACCAAGUGAAAACUCUGAUGAAUUGUUUGUUUUCAUCUUAACUACAAAUUGCAGUAAAAA